CCCCCUCAAACCUCUCCCUCCUCUCUCUCUCUCCAAACAUUGCUCGCAGAAGACACCCAUCUCCUCGGCAGGCACUACUUAGCUUCGCCAUCUUCGCUGUUGUUCCUCUGUCUAUCCUCCUCCCGCCUCUCCUCUCCCUCCUACCCCUCCCGCCCGUCGUCAUCAUGCCGCAAGAUCUCAAGAAGCUCAUGCCCCAGGCCAAGGCCUCCAUCACAUCCAACGUCACCGUCGAAGCUCCGGGCUUCGACAAAGUCGACGGCGAGACCAUACCGCGUCGCAACGCAAAGUUCAAGGACGCCUUGAGACUGACGCCUUCCGAUGACGUAAAAACCCUCCACGAUGUCCUCCGCUAUUCAUCAGCCAAGUUUGGGAAUGCAAAGGCCGUGGGCGCGCGCAAGGUCAUCGAUGUCCACGAGGAAACCAAGAAGAUCAAGAAGAUGGUCGACGGUAAAGAGCAGGAGGUGGACAAGAAAUGGCAGUACUUUGAGCUGAGCCCCUACGAGUUCAAGAGCUUCAUUGAAUUCGAGAAGCUGUGUCUCGAUAUCGGUUCUGGCAUGAGGCACUUGGGCCUCUCAGCACAGGAUCGCUGCCACCUGUACGCUGCUACAAGCAUGCAAUGGCUAAGCUCUGCACACGGUGCCAUAUCGCAAUCCAUGUCCAUUGUGACCGCCUACGAUACUCUCGGAGAGGAGGGCUUGAAGCACUCCAUGUUGCAGACCAAGGCAAAGAUCAUGUUCACAGACCCGCACCUGCUCCCCAAGCUCGUAAAACCAUUCAAUGACGCCAAAGAUGUGACCACAGUCAUUUACAGCACAACCAACAAGGCCGAGGCGAAACACAUCCAGACCUUGAAGGAUGCGCACCCACAUGUGAAUGUCCUUAGCUUUGACGAGCUACUGGCUCUAGGCAGAGAUAACCCCGCCGAACCGGUGCCUCCUGCCCCCGAGGAUCUGGCGUGCAUCAUGUACACCUCCGGGUCUACCGGAACACCCAAGGGCGUUCUUCUCAAACACCGUAAUGUAGUAGCUGCCAUCGCUGGUGUAGACGCCAUCGUAGGCAAAUACCUCGGCCCAGGUGAUUCUCUUCUUACCUACCUUCCCGCUGCGCAUAUUCUCGAGUUUGUGUUUGAGAAUGCCGUUCUCUAUUGGGGCGGAACUAUGGGUUAUGGAACCAUCAGGACCCUCUCGGAUACUUCAGUCCGAAACUGCAAAGGCGACAUCCGCGAACUUCGGCCUACCGUUCUAGUAGGUGUUCCCCAGGUCUGGGAGACAAUCAAGAAGGGCAUUAUGGGCAAAGUGGAGGCCGGCGGCGCACUCACUUCCAAAGUUUUCUGGGGUGCCAUGGCUGCCAAGCGCUUCUUGCUCAACGCCGGGCUUCCUGGACCAGGCCUGCUCGAUUCGGCAGUCUUCAGCAAGGUUAAGGAUGCCACAGGUGGCCGCCUGCGCAUCUGCAUGAACGGCGGAGGCCCUGUCUCGAAAGAGACUUUGAACUUCCUUUCCCUGGCCAUCACACCAAUGAUUAGUGGUUACGGCCUUACCGAAACCAGCGCAAUGGGUGCGUUGAUGGAUCCUCUAGCCUGGACCGACGGUGCCGUUGGCGAGAUGCCUGCUUGCGUGGAAAUAAAACUGGUCGAUUUUGCCGACGCUGGAUACUUUGCCAAAAACACCCCUCCCCAGGGUGAAAUUUGGAUACGGGGCGGAGGCGUUGCAGCCGGUUAUCUCGAUCUUGAGAAGGAGACCAAAGAAGCUUUCACCGACGAUGGUUGGUUCAAGACCGGGGAUAUUGGCGAAUUCGAUACCAAGGGUCAACUGAAGAUCAUUGACCGCAAGAAGAAUUUGGUGAAGACCCUUGCCGGCGAAUACAUUGCGCUUGAGAAGCUGGAGUCCAUCUACCGUUCUGUGCCGAUUGUAGCCAACAUCAUCAUCUACGCGGCCCAGGAUCAAAUGAAGCCCGUGGCUAUCAUUGUCCCAGCUGAACCGGCCCUGAAGAAGCUUGCGAAAGAGAACGGUGUCAGCGGUGAGAACGUAGAAGAGCUGGUCCACAACGAGAAGCUCAACAACGCUGUGCUGAAGCAAUUGCAGUCUGCAGGCCAAAAGAGUGGCCUCGCUAGCUUCGAGAUCGUCGCUGGUGUUGUUCUUGCUGACGAGGAAUGGACACCCCAGAAUGGCUUGACAACCGCUGCUCAGAAAGUCAACCGAAAGGGCAUCUUGGAGACUUACCAAAAGGAAGUCGACAAGGCGUAUGGUAAAUGAGAUCGCUCGGUUCGUUGACACUGGUAAGCGAAGGCGUAUGUGGGCGUUCUACCGUUCGGAAAAUCGCGAAUUGGUUGAGAUUGAUCACGCUGUAAUAAUGUAAGAACCAUUGAGGAGGUCGAGGUAUUUUUCUUCUUGACGUAUCUUGUAUUAUUUGAGGGCUUACGUAGGCAAUAUCAUGUUCAAUUUCCAUUAUCAUCAGCCAAUCAAACAGAUAAUGAUAUGUGAAUGAACCAUGCGAUUGAACAGUGUGAGUGGUCAGUGAUGAGGCUCUUUCCUGUAGCUUUUCUUUAGCCCAUAUAUCCAACGAAAAAUCCCCCUUCUCGAUCCGCUUUCAGGAAAUUUAGUACUCUCAUUAACCACCUUCAUAUUCCCGUUCUCCAUCUCCUCUCCACCAUUACCUUUCCUCGUCCCAUCUGCCUCUCUUCUCGCAUCAUCAUCCUCCCUUUUUCCCUCUCUACCACCAUCACCACCAUCAUUUUUCCCAUCCCUCUUUCCCACGCUCCUCAAAACCCCCAUCUCAAUCAGAUGCUCCUCCCACGUCUCGUCGCUCGUCGGCGUCCUUCCAAUCGGCGUCGUAGCCCACACCCACCCAUCAUACAUUUCCCCCACGCUGUCGUAUAGCUCGGAUGUGUGUUCCUCGCAGAGGGGUCCGCCUAGUGAGUACAGAGCUAUCAUGGAUGAUUCCGGUGGGUCGUCUUCCUCCUCCUCUUUUUCUUCUUCUUCCUGUGUGUAUUGCGAGGUCGAUGGUUGGGGAAGAAGUUUUGAUCUCCCAUCUUCUUCCUCUUUUUUGAUUUUGUGACUCGUGUCUUCUUCCAUGUUAGAGAGGCUUGGGGUUGUGGAUGGUGGGUGGGGUUGUUUUCUACCUUUGCCUCCUCCUUCUUCCCCUUUUCCUUGAUCGGACGUACAGUCUUGGGUGGGAAAUUCCGCUGCUGGAGUGUAAUACACUGAUUCACACUCUACCUCCUUCUUGGCCUUGGUCUUGACCUUGGCCUCGACUCUCAUCUCGGACGCAGGCUGC
Periconia digitata is the source of this 3273-nucleotide messenger RNA. NCBI's taxonomy places the organism in Eukaryota, Fungi, Ascomycota, Dothideomycetes, Pleosporales, Periconiaceae. The record is from the annotation of a GenBank genome assembly.